This is a messenger RNA of Rhipicephalus microplus (southern cattle tick), 1650 nucleotides long. Its product is annotated as decapping and exoribonuclease protein. NCBI's taxonomy places the organism in Eukaryota, Metazoa, Arthropoda, Arachnida, Ixodida, Ixodidae. The record is from RefSeq and is a predicted model, not a curated record. Gene Ontology annotation, cellular component: nucleus; cytosol. Gene Ontology annotation, molecular function: mRNA 5'-diphosphatase activity. Gene Ontology annotation, biological process: NAD-cap decapping; nuclear-transcribed mRNA catabolic process.
CGCCCCGCAGAGAUUUGCUCGGUAGUUGCGUGAAUGCGCCUCGUGUACGCGCUUCGUUGAAGGGAGCGGCGUCAGCCGCAGUUUCAAGAUGGAAAGUUGUUGCAGUAGUACUGCGAUGGACCCUCGUUAUCACGUUUUCUGUGGCGAUCCAGCUGGAGAAGAAGUUGCGGCAAUGUCCGUGUGUGAAGCGUUCUCGUCGCGUCGAGACGACACACCCAGAUACGCCCUGCCUCGUGAAAUUGGGCACUACUCUCUACUUCAAGACGGUGAGGACUUCAAGUUCGUGGAUGGAGACGGUGCAAAGAGGUACCUGCGAAGGCAGAUUCCGUUUUGUCCCAUGUGGAACCUGAACGACGGAUACGCGAAAACACCGCACGUCAAUUGGAUUAGCCUGACACCGGCAGAAUGUCUACUCCGCUGGAUUAUUCGCAACAAAGACAAGGCGGUGACACUUUCGACCAGUGAAGGGCAGUCGGAACGUGUACGCACGGAUUUCGUCGGCCACCGGUUGUGCUUGUGUGUUCUUAUGUGCACACCGUAUGACAAGACAACGGCCUGGCGAAUGGUGGCUUCCCGACACCGAGGCGUCAUCUAUCUACGGGUUCAUCCGACAAAGACGGAAGUGCACGAAUACCUCAAAGGGAGGAAGGACAACUGCUUUGUGGAUCGCACGACAUACUGGGGCCUCAAGUUUCACCGCAUCAUGAGCCCAACUGAGCCAUGGGUGGCACCCGAGGAAGGCGAAUUGGUGAGAGAAGGUGACUCGUACAACACCGUCUUGCGUGGCCAGAUUGGAAUGCACACAUUUGUGAUAUCAGGAGAAGUAAAAGCCGUCGACCCUUCUGUUCAGUGCGAGCCAGGUUCUACAGCAAGCUACGUGGAGUUCAAGACGAACCGCGUCUUCUCCGCUGAAUCACACCGCUUGAAUUUUCACAAGCACAAGCUGCUCUCCUGGUGGGCCAAGUCACGUAUUGGAGGCGUCCCAAGGGGAUUGUGUGGUUUUCGAGAUGACAAUGGCAUUGUCAGGCACAUCCAAGAGUUUGAUGUGAGCAAAAUGCCAGGCAAGGCUAAGGGACUGUGGUCAGAAGAUGUGUGCAUGCAGUUCCUGGAUGACGCGCUUAACUUCAUUAGGCAGCACGUUGAAGGUGACGACGGGAGGACUGUGUAUCUUUUCACGUACGAGCCGUCAUCCUACCAGAUAACUUGCAAGCGUCUGGUGGAUCCCGGGAAGCUGUACAGCUUGCCCGACUGGUUCCUGAAAAGCAUUGAGGGCAGUUGAAGAUCUUCCACGAGCCGCUGUUACUUUCUAUGUAGCGUGCAGAAAGCCAACUGACAAAACAGAGAAGAGCUCUUCUGUGAUAAUUUAUGAGUAGAUGUGGCUGCUCCAGAAUUUGUGCCUGGAUAAUUUCAGAUAAUUUGGUGUACAUUUUAUAUUUGUUCUUAAAUGCUCGCUAAUUUUCUCUAUAUUUUCUUUUGUGACAAGCAUCCUAAAAACAGGUGACAUUAUCACAUGUUCCUUGGACGAUGGAAGGUAUAAAAGUAACUACUAAAUCAGCUACAAGUUCUUUUCUACAUCGUUCAAUUAAUUUGCAGUAGUAUUAUCGUUCUUUAUAAUUUUCCUUGAGGGUAAAAUAAACUAUUUUUGCUGCA